Orbicella faveolata is the source of this 3033-nucleotide messenger RNA. Its product is annotated as AFG1-like ATPase. The record is from RefSeq and is a predicted model, not a curated record. Gene Ontology annotation, cellular component: mitochondrion; cytoplasm. NCBI's taxonomy places the organism in Eukaryota, Metazoa, Cnidaria, Anthozoa, Scleractinia, Merulinidae. Gene Ontology annotation, molecular function: ATP hydrolysis activity; ATP binding.
AAAUCUGGAAUAAUCAUCUUAGCUUUAAAACAACAUCGCAGAACAAUGUUAAAGGAUUCUCAGCUAGGCUUUUAAAGGUAAAAAACCCUUGAAAUGUCUGCUUAUUUGCAGCUUGUGUGCGACAAAAUGGCUUAAUAUUAUUGGUGUCCUGGUCCGCUUAACAGAGGUGUCUAAUGAAUGCAGGUUUAUUUUACAGUAAAUGUGGGAAGAAUAAUGUGGGUCCACUUAAGACAGGUUUCACUGUAAAUCAAAAGGUGCAUACAGCAGACAACUGUUGAUGAAAUGAAACAUUGAAGAUCGCUUUGUCUAAAAAAUUGAUUGACUAAUGCUUAUUUUUUGGAGGGGCGGAGGAGACGCAGGAGGGGCUAGGCUCGAAGAGUUGUCUAUUUUACCCAAGAGUCCCUUCGGCGAGUCGUCAAUACCCAAUGGAAUGCUGGGACUGUGGUUACAUAAUUGCAAACAUGGCGGGCGAACCGAAUAUUCCUGGUUCCUUGCGAACUGAGUUCUGAGUUUUUUUUUUAUCGCUGAAACUUUUUAUUUUUCGGCGAAAAUUUGACUUAAUAGUUGUUGCAAACUAAAGCUCGUCUUUUGGAGCAGCUUAGAGGUCACUGUCCUCAGAAAUUCGAUGUUUUCUGCUGUCGCUCAGUCGACGAAACGGCUGGUUCGUUUCCGAUAUGGUUUUGUCGACAUCCAAAACGUUAAAACUCUAAGAAGAGCCUGCUUUAGUAAUGGAGUGAGGUCUGAUGAAGGACCUUUACUUUUGUACAAGUCCUAUUUAGAAAAACAAUUACUGAAGCCAGACGAGUCACAGUCGAAAGUCGUUUAUCAGCUGCAGGGUUUGUACGAGCGACUGAAGGAUUAUGAUCCCCAACAGAAAUCAAAUAACCAACUGCCUGCACCUCAGGGGCUUUAUCUCCAUGGAGGAGUGGGAAGUGGAAAAACAAUGUUGAUGGACAUCUUCUUUGACAGUAUUCAGGUUCAAAACAAGAAGCGUGUUCAUUUCUAUUCCUUUAUGCUUCAGUUGUAUUCAGCUUUGAAUCGUUGGAACCUGUGUUGCCUUAGUGAUGAAUUAACCUAUGAUUUAACUCCAGUGGAGUCCAUUGCCUCUGAGCUGGCUGGGGAGGCUUGGUUGCUCUGCUUUGAUGAGAUGCAGUUGGCAGACUUUGCCUCCACUCGUCUCCUGGAAGGAGUGUUCCGUAAAAUGUUGGAAAAUGGCACAGUCAUUGUAACAACAUCUAACAGAUCCCCAAGUGAACUUGGAACAUCAUCAUUUGGACGUGAAACAGAAGCUUUAGAUUCUGUGACAUCCCUUGUAGGUUUGCUAACAAAGCAUUGCGAGCUGGCUGCAAUGGAUUCAGAAAAAGAUUACAGAGUGUACCAAAAACGUGGAACACAAAGUUAUUUUAGCCCUCUCACUCCCCAGACAGAAAAAGAAUUUGACGCAGCAUUUUGCCAGGCAGUUGGGCGUGGCCUUCGACUUUCGUCAGUUUCUCUUCCAGUCUAUGGUCGGAGAGUGAUUGUCCCUGUUGCUUCGGAGAAUGGCGUAGCCAGAUUCUCUUUCAAUGAGCUGUGCAAGUCACCGCUGGGGCCAGCUGACUACAUCACAAUCUGUAAUGCCUUCCACACAGUUUUUCUGGAAGACAUCCCGCAAAUGAACAUUUACCAAAAGAAUGAAGCCCGGCGCUUUUUGAGUUUUGUGGAUGCUGCCUAUGAGAGUAAAGUGAAGGUAUUUUGCACUGCAGGCAGCUCUCCAGAUGAGUUGUUCCAACUGAUUCCAAGUAAUGAUCUUCUCGAAGACAAGAUGCACGUUGAAAUGAUUGGAGAACUGGCUUAUGAUCUUCAGCUGACACAACUCGAUUUAAACUCACUUGGAAUCUUAACUGGUGAGGAGGAAAUCUUCUCCUUCAAGCGUUGCAUCUCACGCCUGAAAGAAAUGCAGAGCGAACUGUAUCAGAUGCAGAAGCAUCGCCGUCAAACUUUCUCUCCCUACUUAGGUUCGUUUGAGGAACGUUUGCAAUCAGAAAAUCGGCGUCGGGAACGUGAGCACAAGAGACGUCUGAAAAUCCUUGAUGAAGCCUCGGAACUAGAAGACAGUGGCGCUCCUCGGGAAUUACCACUGACACCACUCACAGGUGGCUCCUCAGACUGGGCAGACGAGGCAAGCUACAUCUCAUGGAGUAAUGACAUCAUGAGGAAGGAAAUGCAAGAUUUGGAAAGGAAGAGAAAAGGAGAUUUGUUGAAGAAACACGAUGCGCCGAAAUUCAGUGAAGAGCACUUCUGGGGUUUUGGCUGGUGGGAAAAGGUUAUGGGAAGAAGGAGGAGUAAAGUCAAAGAAAGCAAUGAACACAAUGACCAACCAAAGUAAUAGAAAUAUAUCAUUCAAGUCUUUCCAGCGCCACACCACAAGUACCCACAUUCCCAUUUCACAACUUAGCUUUGUUUACAAUUACAGCCAUCCACACAAUCAAAAUGUGAUUUGUUAAAUUCUCUGACCCACUUUGGCUGCCCUCAAACCCCAUUAGUCCAUACUAACUUUUUUAAACCAAAAAAGUUGUAACCUCAGUCAGCAUCUCUGAGAGAUUGCAAACCACACACCUUUUACUAUAUCACCAAGUUAAAUUUGCAACGUUAUUUUUUAUUAAUUAUUGGCAACAAAAAUUUUAUUGAAUGGGCUUUUUUCUAUAAAUGUCUGAAAUGUGGAUAGAGGUAAUGCUAAAUGUUGCUUUUAUGAAAAAUUUUAGGAUAGGUCACUAAACAAAAUUUUGAGAUAAAUACUGGUCUUGCGUUACAUCUCCCUCUUAUUUUGUAGGUUUUAAAAGUUGUGUGCACACAGCUAACAUCUCUGGAGCACAAACGACACUCAACAGGCAAAUAUUUUUCUCACAUGUGAAUAAGUCGCACGCACAACCUACUUUAUCUUGUUCUGUUUCUCGCGAACAUUGCAUCCUUGGAGUUAUGUUUAAGAAUGUUAUAAAUGGUUAAUCUGUUUUCAGUUUUAAAACUGUCACUGUAGAUCCACUAUAGCCAAAAAAA